Pocillopora meandrina is the source of this 1456-nucleotide messenger RNA. The record is from the annotation of a GenBank genome assembly. Lineage: Eukaryota; Metazoa; Cnidaria; Anthozoa; Scleractinia; Pocilloporidae.
ACAAGUACAGAAACAGAAGUUGACGAGGACUUCAUUAUUACCUGGUCAGAAGCUGAGACCAACAGCAGUAAUUGCAGCGUUAAAUACCGUCUGGAAUGGAGGAAACAGCCCAUGAAAGGAUCUACAGACAUGAUUCAACGAGCAAAUACUGAGGGAGAUCACUUCAAGAUAACUGGUCUUAAGUAUAACGCAGAGUAUGAAGUGAAACUGUUUGCUGUUAACGAACAAGGAGACCGUGAGCCAGAUGUCAGAACAUUUAAGACAAAGAGUGGUAUGUACCUUUAAUUAAUACUUCUCGCUUUACUAUUAGAAGAACUGUUUGAAAUGAAAUUGUAAAAGAUACUAAUACUAUAACUAAUAAUAUAAAAAGCAACAACUGGCGCUUGUAAAUGUUCCAUUGACCCCUUUUCAGCAAGAAAUAGAACAUGUUGAAAAGAAACUACGAGGAAUGCUUCUGAUAGCUUUACUGUCUCUCCUUGACAACCGCACAGCUUCUACUCGGGGCCUUUACACCAGCCCAGUACUGUGGCUCAUGAGGCGAUUAAAUGUGCUGGCCGAGAAGUAUCUUUUACCCCUCGUAGUUUAAAAUGAAAGAUGUCGUUAGGAUGAGCCUAUUACCAGGCUGCAUCCAACAAUAAUAAUUACUGAAGAAUCAAUUAGUGGCAGAUGUUGGAAUUUGAAGCUAUGAGGUGGUUCCAGAAGAUGUGAGGAAAUUUCGACGCAGUUCCGUUCACUCGUGGAAAUGAAGCAAAGCUUUAAGCUCACGCCUAACUAGGUGCCGCCAUUUGACUUUUGCCCUGCAGAGUUAACUACCCGACUCUGCAUCCUGCUGGGAACGUCCACCAAAUCUAUGGCCUAGAAUCAGUUAUGCGGGGUCUGAUCUUUGUAUUGUUAAGAGGGUCACAAGUAUACAUCACAGAACUUAACUUGUAUCUGUAAUACUCAUAUGACUCUCUACUAACUUUCCGUAUGCAACAAUCGAUAUCAGGUUGCUCAUUCGUGGGUGACCUGUUUUCUUUUUGAGAUCUCCUAGGAUUUGGUGAUUUGGUGGUACCACUGGGUCGGGUACGAACGACUCCAACUGGGUAGAAAUCGACUGAGUGCGAAACGUACACGAAAAUGACAACCUAGAGAACAGUCUUGAAGAUCCUCUAUGCAUGCUUAUAUGAGACCAAAAUUAUUGAAAACGUACAUUUCGAGGUUAUCAUGUUUUUGAUUUGACAUGUUAAGACCCGUUGCAUUCAUAUUAUUUGUUGAAAUGAUUAAAUUGACAUAUCUACGUGCUUUAGUUAGUUAAAAAUAAGUAUUUCACAUUUAUCGGAGACAAAGUUUAAGAGAAGCAUGAUUUUGAACAGGUUUACCUGAGAAACCAACCAUCACAAAUACAGAAACAGAAGUUGACGAGGACUUCAUUAUUACCUGGUCAGAAGCUGAGACCAACAGCAGUAAUUGCAGC